Molecule: messenger RNA, 1657 nt
Organism: Lacerta agilis (Sand lizard)
Lineage: Eukaryota; Metazoa; Chordata; Lepidosauria; Squamata; Lacertidae
Gene: OCEL1
Product: occludin/ELL domain containing 1
Exons: 5
Coding region: 29-1657 (542 amino acids)
Biological process (GO): bicellular tight junction assembly
Cellular component (GO): cytoplasmic vesicle; bicellular tight junction; apical plasma membrane
Source: RefSeq, a predicted model, not a curated record
AGAUUUUCUCUGCCAGCCAUUUGAGGACAUGAGCUCUGAGGAGACGUCAGUCGGAGAGAAGAGGCCUCCUGAGAUGGAUGGAGGGGAGGAACUUCUAAACACCUCCAGGCGGCUACAUCCAAUGGGAACCUGGUCAGAGAAUUCUGGGAAGUCGUUGGGUUCUAGGUCUUCAGAUGGCUUCCGCUCAUCUCCAUCAGCCAAACCGGCCUUCACUGGCACACCUCAGGACCAAGAGCCAUCUUCCAUGAAGCCUAUUAGACGCUUCAUUCCUCCAUCUUGGAAGAACUUCUUCCACCGCUGGCAGAGACAGCCCUGGACUGAGACUUCUCUCUUGACCUACGCUCCAGAAGACUUCAAACACACCCAGUUUCCCGAGAACCCUCAAAAAACCAUCUUUGAUGGUGAGGGGAGCUCCGCUGACAAUGGGAACGAUAGCGACGGCGAUUUUAAGGGACCCCUCUCAGCUUCCGCCACCCUUUCGGCGCCUGGGAAGACGCCGGCUGCUGUGAGCCAGGGUGCCUUGUCGAGUGGUCCACCCAGCUAUAAGGAGAAGUUGGAGACCUACGACCACAAAUACUCCUACAUGAAGUCGUGGCCUGGCCUCCUGAGGCUGAUGGCAGGCCUGGAGCUCAUCUUGGGAGGGAUGGUCUUUGCCUGCACAGCCGCUUACAUCCAGAAGGACUACCAGUGGUCGGCGCUUUACGGUGGCAACUCUCUGCCCUACAACGGUGUCUUGGGCGGAGGGUAUGGAUACAAUUACUAUGGCCCGAUGACCCCAUUCGUGCUGGUGGUGGUCAGCGUGGUGUGGCUGGUGACGGUGAUCCUGCUAGGCCUCGGGGUCACCAUGUACUACAGGACGAUCCUUCUGGAUUCGCACUGGUGGCCUUUGGCAGAGUUUGGCCUCAACCUCGUCAUGUCCCUCCUAUACAUGGCCGCUGCGAUCGCCUACGUCAAUGACGUCAACCGCGGCGGACUCUGCUACUCCGUACUUGCCAACAACCCGCUCGUUGUCGCCUUGUGCCGAGUCGAAGGAGGGCAAGUGGCUGCCAUCGCCUUCCUCUUCCUCACCACGCUGCUCUACCUGGUCGGCUCCCUCGUCUGUCUCAGGAUGUGGAGACAUCAAGCUGCCCAGAAGAACCCCAUCCUCUUACGGGGGACGCCUCAGCAAGUCAUAGACCAGGAUGAAGUUAAUCCCAAGGAGAAAGUUGCAAGACGCGUCGAGUUCUCAGAGAAGGGCGGAGACCCAGAGGUCUUAAACUUCGCCAUUCCGACAGGCCACCACCCCAAACCUCACAUCGUCCCGGACUAUGUGUCAAAGUACCCAGCCCUCGGAAGCAGGGAGGAGCGUGAAAAAUACAAAGCCGUCUUCAAUGACCAAUAUGCAGAAUACAAGGAGCUGUACGAUGAAGUCCGCACAGCGCUGGGGAAAUUCAAGGAACUGGAGGCGAUGCUCUCCAAGCUUCCUCACCGCUAUCAGAACAAGAAGGAGGAAAGCCGGGUUUCCACUGUGUGGAGAGAUUACCAAAGCAAGAAGGAGGAUCCGGCUUUCCUGGAGAAGCAGGAGCGCUGCGAAUACCUCAAGAGGAAGCUCACCCACAUCAAGGCACAGAUACAGGCCUACGACCAGAAGACCAGCGAGGCCUCUGUAUACUUCUAA